CACCCUUGUACCUUUAUACAGGUUACUAGUACAUACUUGCCUUAUAUUUUGCUUAAGUAUGUUCUGAUCAGGGACAUGAUGUUUGGAUCAAAAGCUCUUGCCAAACAACACCUCAAAGAUAAACCUGUUUUGAAAAUGACGCCUUCCCGACAGAUCAUCAAAUAAUGGAGUACCUCUUCGUAUUCGCUCAAUCACACGAGGAAUUCCGUGUGCCAGAGCUCCUCUCGAUAUCUGAGCUUCAUGGUUUUACGAUAGGCUUUGAUCGCUACGCCAACGUCCUCGACAAUGCCAUCCAACGACCAUUCAUGAUCCUGAUGCUAGACAAGGAAGAGCAUGCACAUAUUUUAGCUCAGAGAUGCAUCCUGAUAAAGUCUGUUCAUGAGUUCUACGCCGAAGGCGCAUCUUACGAGAUGCUGCAUGAACAAAACAGUCGAGCUCGCCCGCAAUGGGAACGAUAUAUCCCAGACACAUCAUUCAAAUUUUUUGUCCUAGGGUACAAUUCUACCAUCAGCCAACGUCGCCAGCGUCAGAUCAUCGAAAGCUUCGCAUACAUGGACUUCUUGGGUAAGAUCGAGAUGAAGAACCCAGAAGUUACUCUCACAGUUUUUGAGGAGUACGAGAGUGGCCGAGCACCCGAUGGUGGACUGCACAAGGAUGGGGAAUUCACCCAAGUCUACUUCGGCAGGUUGGUCGUACAUGGAACUGCACGCUCAUUGAUGGGAACCUUUGACGUUAAGAAACGCCAGUACUUCGGAAACACCAGCAUGGAGGCAGAGAUUUCCCUCUUGAUGGCGAAUCAGACACUAGCCUCCUCUGGCAAAUUGAUCUACGACCCAUUCAUUGGCACUGGUAGCAUGGCAUAUACCACAGCUUACUUCGGCGCUUUUGUCUAUGGUUCGGAUAUCGACGGGAGACAAAUGCGUGGAAAGGAUAAAACUCCAGGCAUCAUUCGGGCUGCCUCACAAUACGGCGUAGCCUCCCGUAUCAUGGAUCUUUGCACAUUUGACGUCACAAACCACCCGUGGCGUUGUGGCAGCUUCUUUGACGCCAUCAUAACCGACCCACCAUAUGGUGUUCGUGCAGGAGCAAAACGCCUCGGGCGCAAAAAAAUCCGGGAAGAUCGGCUUCAAUCCGUCAUUCCACGACCAAAUGAACCUUACAUACCCCCAACGAAGCCCUACGAGCUUUCUCAACUCGUCACAGAUCUUGUUCUUCUUGCACGGCAUCUCCUCCGCCCAGGCGGACGUCUCGUGUUCUUCCUGCCUACGGUAAGCGCCGAAUACGCCCCACCCGAUAUCAAUACGGUAUUGUGCGAGGGGAUGGAACUUGUAGCGAACAGUUUGCAGGAUUUUGGAAGCUGGGGGCGGAGGUUGAUCACGAUAAAGAAGACCGCGCAUGCCGAGUACCCACCUCCAUCUUUUGAUUCCGUAAGGGAAGCAGAGGAGAGCAGGGACACGCACGUUCCGGCGCAUAAAGAUUUCAGAGAGAAGUAUUUCCAGGGUUUCAAGAGGGACAACGAGAGAUGAGCUUUGCUAGUGAAUUUCCAUUCGCUAAAGUCAAACCCUUGAAACAACUGCUACUAAUGCAAUGAAACUUCUGAAGCUGCAGGUCCCGUGGGAUGAACGAUGUUAAGAUCCGACACUGAUCAAUAUUACAUAAUAG
Suillus discolor is the source of this 1662-nucleotide messenger RNA. Its product is annotated as tRNA guanosine-2'-O-methyltransferase. The coding region runs from base 165 to 1526 and encodes 453 amino acids. Gene Ontology annotation, cellular component: cytoplasm. Gene Ontology annotation, molecular function: nucleic acid binding. The record is from RefSeq and is a predicted model, not a curated record. NCBI's taxonomy places the organism in Eukaryota, Fungi, Basidiomycota, Agaricomycetes, Boletales, Suillaceae. Gene Ontology annotation, biological process: methylation. The transcript has 10 exons.